AUGGCCAAAAGAAUUGACAGCCUUCAAGUAGCAGCUGUGAACACAAACCAACCAUCCAAUGUAUGGGUGCAGAAUGAAGAAAGCCAAGAAGAGCAACAACAGGAGCAAGUGCAAUACAUGCAUAACCAAAAUUCUGGUCAGAAUGACGUUUAUGGCGAGACUUAUAACCCCUCCUGGAAGAACCACCCUAACCUUAGAUGGGGAGAUAACCAUAACCAUAACCAACAGUCAUGGCAAAGAAACAUAAACCAAAAUAACCCGAGGAACAACCAGCAGAACAACAACCAAAAUUCAUUCAGAAAACCACAAAACACUUACCCCAACUUUAACCAUUAUCCAAACCAUAACCAAUCCAUCAACCAAAAUACCUAUCAUCAACCACCCACACCUCAAAACCAACCACAAACAUCUCCAGAAUCUCAAAGAAUCACUAACCUGGAAACCUUGAUAGACAAGUUGUGGAAACAUCAAGAAAUGACGGCCAAGAAUCAAGAAGCUUCCAUCAAGAACAUGGAAAGACAAAUAGGCCAGUUCUCUAAACAAUUUGCAACAGAGAGGCCAUCAAGUUCCCUACCAAGUGACACAAUUCCAAAUCCUAAGGAAGAGUGUAAGGCAAUACAGUUGAGGAGUGGGAGAACAUUGGGGAGUAACAAUGACACUGCAAAGAAACUAGUGGAGAGCAGCAAAAAGCCAACAGAGGCAGAGGAAGUCAAUGAUCAAGAUAUGAUGUCGUUAGAAUUGGUGGAUCAGUCAAUAGUACAUCCCAGGGGAGUGAUUGAAAACCUUCUAGUCAAGGUGGACAAAUUCAUAUAUCCUGCGGAUUUUGUGGUUUUAAAUUCAGAUACGGAUGAAAGUGACUCCAUCAUACUUGGGAGACCUUUCUUGGCCACUGCUAGAGCUAUCAUAGACGUAGAGCAAGGAGAAUUGACUCUCAAGAUUCAUGAGGAAAGCAUUAUCUUGAAAGUGUUUCCAGAACCACAAAUUAGUGAAGAAGGAAGCAAGGUAGUCAGUGACUGUUGUCCAAGGCAAGCAACCAAUAACAUAGGGAGCAGAAGAAUGAGCAUGUGCAAAGAGGAGAAGGAAUUCAAAAAGGAAUCAGGAUGA
Messenger RNA from Arachis stenosperma, 1104 nucleotides. RefSeq lists its product as uncharacterized. The coding region runs from base 1 to 1104 and encodes 367 amino acids. The record is from RefSeq and is a predicted model, not a curated record. NCBI's taxonomy places the organism in Eukaryota, Viridiplantae, Streptophyta, Magnoliopsida, Fabales, Fabaceae. The transcript is spliced from 2 exons.